CUAAACUGGCAUCAACAUCAGGCAGCUCCAGAGACUGGGAGUCCAUAUAGACUGCUGUGUUUGCAGGAAAAUGAUCAGACAAAAACAGAAGAGAGAGAUAUUGGCUAAACUAGGGAUGGGUCACUAUGAGGAGCCACUGACCCUCCAGGGUAAAAAUAUGAUGACUACCCUCAGUGGCCAGAACCUUCGCCCGUCGUCUAAAAAUGGCUGGGAUUCAAAAGCACCUGGCCAUCAUCUGUCACCAGGCUGCAGGGAGAACACCGCAGCUCAGCUUACUGCAGCCGGGCCGCCACUGGAGUCCGCCCCGCGGAGGGACCCUUCCCCCCGGGACCGCCAGCGGGAGCGCGAGAACCUGCCCCCCCCCAGACGCCCGCUGAAGCUGGCCCCGCUGGAGCUCCCCAAGGAGGUGAGAGAGUCCCAGCGCCGCAAGAUCAGGGGGGUCCAGCAGGAGGCCGCGGCAGCCGCCCGCAAGAUGGACGCCCCGGGGAACGAGCCGUGCCCCAGGAAGGCCAGGACAGGCACGGGGGGCGGGCGGGCCAGGUCGCCAGAGCGUCGCCCGAGCGGGCCCCUGCGCGAGCCAGUCGAGCGGGAGGCCCCGUCGCCCGCGAAGGCCCAGGCCCCGGUCGCCCAGGUGCGAUCCGCCGGUCUCCUCAGAGCGGCGGGGGUUGCCCGGGGGGACGGGCCCCGGGGCCCGACCGCGCUCCCCAGCAAACCAGCCCUCCCGCCCGGCCCCGACGCCAGGGUUCGAGCGGCACGCGCUGGGGAGGUCGCUGCAGGGAACCCCGGCACGUUCCAGGACGUCGGCAGGAGGAGGCUCAGGCUGAGGAGGGCUCAGGGCGUCGACGAGGAUCAGGGCAGAUUGAGCGUGUCGAUGACGUGCGGAUUAUCCGCGGGCGAGGGCAGAGAGGGCGAUGGGAAAGAGGGCCAGCGGGCUGAGAAAGCGCUGAGCGAGGCCGGCCGCGCCCUGGACAAGGCGUCCCGGAGGCACACCAGGCCGCUGCGUCACAUGGGAAACGUGGAGCUGUCGGGAAAGCCCAGCAAGAGAAUGGCGGUUGGCAGCAACCAAGAUGGCGCUCUCUGAGUGUCAGUGUAAAAGAACUCUUAUUCUUUCACUUAGGGAAUUCACAUAUAAAAAGGCAAGCUAUUUUAUACUCAUGAGUUGGAUAGUCAAUGCAAGGAACAUGAUAUAGAAGUGCAAUAGUAAUAAUAUGUAACCAUUUUAAAGCCUAUAAAGAGAUUGUAAGGCAAUUCUCAGAUAGUUGGGACACAUAGGAAAGUGUAUUAUCUAACAAGGAGGGAAAAUGUAAUAUUUCAGUAUCUGCAAAGCUGGAAAUGUAAAAAAAUUACAUCAAUAUGUAAAUGCGUCAUUUUCCAUAGAGAUCCACACGUUCAAGUGUAACACAGAGAGUACAAAGCUGUGCCAAAAAUGGAAAACACUGUUUAUUUUCAUCGUACGGUAUCUUACAGCUUCACUGAAAUAGCCAAGUAUGAAAUGUUCAAGUUUCAAGAUUCUGGUUCCCACAAAAACAACAACUAACAAAUGUUUACAUCCAUUGUGAGAGUGAAUAAAGAUGUUAAAACUUC
Anguilla rostrata (American eel) is the source of this 1584-nucleotide messenger RNA. RefSeq names its product serine/arginine repetitive matrix protein 1. NCBI's taxonomy places the organism in Eukaryota, Metazoa, Chordata, Actinopteri, Anguilliformes, Anguillidae. The transcript is spliced from 2 exons. The coding region runs from base 71 to 1081 and encodes 336 amino acids. The record is from RefSeq and is a predicted model, not a curated record.